UGCUAGUCGCUACACUACACUGCUUCUCCUAUAGCUUCAGGUAAACUCCAUAAUAUUCACAAGCCCCUCUUCUAAACCCUAGCUCUCCCUCAACUUCUCUCUCUCUAAAAACUUUCUCUCUCUUUCGCACUGCAUAUAUUUCAAGGUGCUUGGAAUUCACCGCUUACAUUUCCUGCAAAAAGCUACGUUUCUUCUUUCUGUAGUGAGUCCAUGACUUCAUCAGCUUGCUUAAACAACAUCACUAUUUCGUCGGAGAAUUUUCUCGAUUGUCCUCCGACCAAGUACAAGUCCUUCGUCUGGUCCAACAAGACAACUGCUGUGAAUAAACCGGAAGUUCUAGAUCCAGAACUUUCGGUUAACGAAAUGGCGGAUUUCGAGUUCCGACUCGAAGAUCCGGUGAUUAUGUUACCGGCCGCCGAUGAGCUUUUCUCCGACGGAAAACUCGUGCCUCUACAACUCUCCGCUAUCCACACGGCAGCUGCCACCUCUACUUCCGCCGGAGUUAGAUCACCGGAGACACCGAAAUUCCGUACGAGAAAUGAUCUCAUUUCUCGUGCGGACACGUGCUUGUUGUUCUCUCCAAAGGCUCCGAGAUGUUCGAGUCGGUGGAGAGAACUUUUAGGCUUGAAGAAACAGCAACACAACAACAACAACAAUGACAAAGAAGAAGGUAAAAAAAAUAGCACAAACAACACACAUAAAUCUCUGAAAAUUAAUUUCCUUAAUCGCAGCUCAAAAUCCUCCAAUUCUUCAACCGACUCAUCUCUAAUUAACAUUCCUUUGCUUAUUAAGGACUCUGAUUACGAGUCAAUUUCAAUUUCCUCAUCUCGAUUAUCUCUUUCAUCAUCUUCCUCUUCCGGCCACGAACACGACGAUCUUCCUAGACUUUCUCUCGAUUCUGACAAACCCCUUAGCUUUAGCCAUAGCAAUGGUCAAAACAUUGCUAAUACUAAUCCUCCUAGAAUUCGACUAGUGAAACAGAGAGCUUUAUCGUCAGAAAAUCCAACUACAGGUACCAGUACUGCAAGAGGUGGAGUGUCGAUUGAUGAUAGUCCGCGCAUGAAUUCUUCAGGAAAAAUUAUUUUCCACAAUUUAGGAAGAAGUUCAAGUAGUCCAAGCAGUUUUAAUAAUGGUGGAGCAAGGUAUAAACAUGGAGGAGGAGGAAUGGAGAGAUCUUAUUCAGCUACUGUUCGUGUUACUCCGGUUUUAAAUGUUCCAGUAUGUUCUCUAAGAGUCUCUUCGAAGUCUGGAGUAUUUGGAUUUUCUCUGUUUUCUUCUUCUCCGCAACAGAAAAAAGAUGGUGGUGGUGGUUCUAAUGUUAGUGCUGGAGCCGAAAAUAAGAGACAUCAUCAUAGUAGUAGCAAGACUCGCAUAGGCUAAAAUGGAGGUCAGGAGCCUACUUCUUUUUCAAACAAAAUAAGCUUCAAAGUCUGCCAAAAGGUAGUUGCUAAAGGGAAUCGAACACUAGACCUAGAGGAAAUGAAUCGUACGCAACUGGACCAAGAAGAGAAUUGGGUUAAGCGGUGUCACUCUUUUAAUAUAUAUCGCAUUUGAUAAAAUUUUUGUAUUAUUUAUAUGACAUUUGGUAAAAAAAAAAUUAACGAAACGGUGUCACGUGACAUUGCUUCGUUAUAUGGGCAUCCGCCCUGACAUAAAGCCCAUUAAAUGAGGAAAACUUCGUGCUAUGAUUUAUUUUUAUUCACAUGAUUAGAACCUAAACCAUUGAUUAAGAAUAAAUGGAUCUUAUUCAUCCACUACAAUCCUACUAAUAUCUACGGAAACUCGAAUUACUUUGCUCCCUAGUAGUAUUAACUGAGCAACCAUUAAAAAUCUUGCACGAGAAAAUACAAGACU
This is a messenger RNA of Nicotiana tabacum (common tobacco), 1854 nucleotides long. RefSeq lists its product as uncharacterized. The record is from RefSeq and is a predicted model, not a curated record. Lineage: Eukaryota; Viridiplantae; Streptophyta; Magnoliopsida; Solanales; Solanaceae.